This is a messenger RNA of Cyprinus carpio (common carp), 2946 nucleotides long. RefSeq names its product transmembrane serine protease 7 (gene tmprss7). Gene Ontology annotation, molecular function: protein binding; serine-type endopeptidase activity. Lineage: Eukaryota; Metazoa; Chordata; Actinopteri; Cypriniformes; Cyprinidae. The record is from RefSeq and is a predicted model, not a curated record. Gene Ontology annotation, biological process: proteolysis. The transcript has 17 exons. The coding region runs from base 630 to 2747 and encodes 705 amino acids.
CGAAACGCCUCGUGUUGUUUGCCUUCAUUCCGCUGCUCGCGUUCACGUUGAGAGAGCAGACAGGUAUUUUGGAGAAAACAGUUUUAACAAUGCCGGACUGGAUCCGAGUUUUUAAGAUUGCUUGUCCAAAUGAAUGACUGUACGCCAUGGAGACAGCGCGAGAAGAAAGCGCGCAGGGGAGCGAGGAUGAUGCGGCCCAAGAAGACGCCACAAGUGUAGCUGAUGUAUCCGUGGAAGUGGCUACGGUGGACGCAACUCUUAAUAAACUAUGCAGAAGAUACAACAGACGCAGAAGAAGAGCAAAAAAGAUAAAGAAGAAAAACCCGAUACUGGAUCUACAGAAUCUGGCCAUCCUCAUCACAGUGGUGGUGUUUGUCAUUGUGGUGAUAAUGUGGUCACUUCUGUGGGUUUUUAUAUUCCGGAGAGAGAGCAACAGUGGUGUGUAUUUUGCUGGUAUGUUCCGUGUUGCCAACGUGGAGUUUAUACCAGAGUACCGGCACGCUGACUCCAGUGAGUUUGUGUCCAUGGCAAACCGCAUUCAGCAUGUGGUGAGUGACACAGCAUAAAUAUGUCAUAAGAAUAAAAGGCCUUAAAAAACAUUAAAACCCUCACCUUAAUGUUUGAAUCCAAUGAUAACCAGUGUAUACCGAACAUCUUCAGUGUCCAGACUCUACAAACAAACCGUCAUCUCUGAUCUGAGUAAUAACAAUCAAGGUGGUGUACUGGUGCAUUUCUGGAUGAUCUUCGUGGUGCCGCAUCUGAAGGGUCCAUCAGUGUGUGAGGACUGUGUGAGUGCCAUCCUCAAAGACUCUGUGCACAUGAGUCUGAAGAACCGCUCUUCAGUGGGCUUCCUGCAGGGCCUUCCUGUGGACAUCGACUCCAUUCUUGUUAAUGUUGCUUUACGCUCAGAUUACUCAUCAACAGCUGUGGGCUCUCAGUGUGUGGAUAAGCUGUACGCAGGUGUUCCUGAUGUCAGUAUUCCCCUCAAUGUGUUCUCCUCAUGGGGAGGCUUGAGCUGCUACAUCAAACUGACAAGUGCUCCAGGCUCUGUCAUCCGUCUCACUGUGAAGAGCUUUCGCAUUGACCCUAGUGACUGCGUCUAUGAUGCCCUCACCGUGUAUGACUCUCUACUUCCCAUGAGAGGCAUGAUUCUGUUCAGGUUCUGUGAACCAGUGUCAGCCCCGAUCUCAUUGGUCUCCACCUCCAAUGUCAUGCUGCUCUCCUUCAGACUCACUCAAGGAAACAAGAUAUUCCAAGGACUCUUCCAGGCUCUCAUGGAAGAGCAGUGUAUGAAUAUGAUAGCAUUACCCGCUGGCCCAGGUGAUGCUGGAGUGAUAACCAGUCCAUUCAACCCCAGUCUGUUGCCCCGUCAGUGCUCCUGCACCUGGAUGUUUCAGAUGCCCAGCAGUGCUCUUGGUGUGGCUCUCAGGUUCCAGAACUACAUGCUAAAACUAAAAGACUUGCAAAACUGUGAACACGGCUGGUGGAAAGUCAAUGAGAUUAUAUACUGUGGAAAUUACGUUGACCAUUCAACCGUCUUCCGUAUUCCUGCGCAAAACCCUGAAGUGGUUUUCCGCUGCAGCUCACGAAGUGCUGCCCAACCCUUCAGUGCCACUUACAGCAGCUACAACACCAGCCAGCCAUGUCCAGAGGGUCACUUCCUGUGCUCCACAGGUCUGUGCGUGGAGAAGUUCAGGCGCUGUGAUGGACUGGAUGACUGUCAGGAUGAAAGCGAUGAGAUUUUUUGUUCUAAACCUCCUAAAAUCUGUGAAAGUUCAUCCCCUUUGCACCCAUUAUACAUCUGUAAUGGAGAGAUGGACUGUUCCAGUGGUAAAGAUGAGAUCAACUGUACUCAAGAGACUAGCUGUUCUGGAGUCAGUUACCAAUGUGGCAAUGGAGCCUGCAUUCUUAAGAAAAAUGCUAAAUGUGAUGGCUUACCCGACUGCUACGACCGCAGUGACGAGAAGGACUGUGCCUGUGGCAAUCCCACCCCUUCAAAGCGUGUAUCUGACAGUGCCGCCACACAGCAGCGUAUUGUAGGCGGGAUCAAUGCGCUGGAGGGGGAGUGGCCAUGGCAAGUCAGCAUGCAUUUUUCUGGUCAGCUGUACUGCGGAGCAUCGGCCCUCUCUGACGAGUGGCUCAUUUCAGCAGCACACUGUUUCAGCAAAGAAAGGUUGGCAGAUCCACGUAUGUGGAUGGCUCAUCUAGGCAUGCUAAACCAGGGCAAUGCCAAGCAUGUGGCCGAGAUCCGUCGAUUUGUUGUGCAUGAAUACUACAAUGCAAGAAAUUUUGACUAUGACAUCGCCCUUGUGCAGUUGAAGAAGGCCUGGCCCAGCAGUCUGGCACAAUAUAUCCAGCCCAUCUGUCUGCCGGCCCCUUCACAGACAUUCACUGAGGGACACCGCUGUUGGGUCACCGGCUGGGGCUACCGUUCUGAACAGGAUAAGGUUCUUCCCACUGUAUUGCAGAAGGCAGAAGUUAGCAUUAUAAGCCAGAGUGAAUGCAAGAGAAGCUAUGGUGCUAUAUCACCCCGCAUGCUGUGUGCUGGUGUGCCCUCAGGAGAGCAGGAUGCCUGCCGGGGAGACUCAGGCGGUCCUCUGUCCUGUCAAGCCCACUCGGGCGGCCGCUGGUUUCUGACGGGUAUUGUGAGCUGGGGUUCCGGCUGUGGCAGACCCAACCUUCCCGGAGUUUACACCAGAGUGGCCAAGUUCAUAGACUGGAUCCAAAGACAUAUUCAAAACUUAUGAAAAUGCACAGCCAAUAAAUCCACCUUACAAUGAAUUAUGUAUUUCAUACACUCAAAACAAGCCAUUGUCAUCUCAACUGUUCCACAGCAAAUAGGCUAUGUGUUACUUAAUGGUCUGUCAUUCAUCUAACACCAUUAUAAUACAUUUGUCUUGAAUAAUACAUUACUUGUAGUCUUUCUUUCAGCAAUUACAAAUAAUU